ACGGGUGUGGUUGCUCUGUUUUGUAUGGCGUUAUACCCUUUGAGAUGUUCCGCCAGUAUGAUCUGUUAUAAAAUGGCGUCCGCUGGUGCUGGCGAACGACAUGACUCUGCAGGAACGGCUACCGACCGAGCAGGGCAUGAGUCUGGUGGAAAUCGUGGUGGGCCGGCCUCGACUUCUGGCGGUGCUCCAGUAGCGGAACGCGGUCAGCGUGCUUCUUCGGGUGGCAGGCACAGCGGCGGGACGAAGAGAAAUCCUUCGUACUACAAGUACGACAACCGGCAGUGGUUUCUUGAUUGGGUUUCUGCUAACGAGUCUGUGCUGACGAGUCCACCUUGCGGUGGAGUCGUCUUCGUGAGAGACCAUAAGAAUUUUCGGCUCGCCGGGGCCGUGAGCGGGUGGGGAAAUUGUUCGGAAGGAGUUCGUACUUUCACCCUUCAAACGACAUACGGGAAGGACGGUCGUCCUGACGAUGACGCCCAUGGUGUCAGAUUGUCUUGGAAAAAGUUUCGGGGUUUCGGCAAACAAGCCACCAUGCUUCCAUUUUACACGGCCAUAACAUCAGAUUUAGAACGAAAUGUUCUCUUGCGGGUCUUCUUUGAUGAGUGGGAGAGAGUGGUGCUGCCAGCCAGGUGUUUAGAUGUGCCGCAGGAGCAUCGUAUUUCAAUGCCGAUCUCAUACGUUGGCGAUGACGAGGACCGCACGCGAACUUCAGAAAUGUCGACUGUUGUUGCUACAGAGGGUGAAGCUGUCGAACGCAGACAUGUGGAGGGGGCGGUCGCCGAUGUGGCUCAGGGUCCAGUGAGUGCUACGAAUGAGCCGUCGACUGGGGCGAAGACAACUGGAGUUAGCACAUCGGGAGGAGAUCAUGAGGUUGCGGAGCAGCCAAGGGACAUGGGUAAAAGACCUGUUGCGGUGGGAGAAAAGAGAAGCGGAGAAGAAUCUGGCAGCGAGGGGGCUGGAGACGAACACAGACAGGCCGUACAAUCGGACAAGAAGAAAAGGAAAACAAGUACCCCUCGCCAGACAUCUGACAAGAAGAGGAACUCGGGAGGGAGGAACCCGGAAACACCGAAGGCGAGACGGGGAGGUGGAACGGGGGAGGGGUCAUCGAAAGGCAAGCGGGCACGAGCAGAUGAAAACGACAGUGAGGACGACAAGGAAAAGGUUGUCGAUCUGGACGCCGGGUACUUUCUGGAAUGGAAAGAGGGUGUAAAGAAAGAUGUCACUCUUUCUAUCAACCCGGAGACGGUCUUGGAGUUGCCGGCGUGGGAAAGGCUGUACAAUCAUCAUUCGAUCGACCCAACCCACACGGCAUAUAUACUGCGGUGUAUGAUGGAUGCCUUCAAGAAGAAAGGAAAGACGUACGAGAAGCCAAUUUUGAAAUUGGCGCCAAUUGUAGGGCUUCCUAGCCCCGGACGGAAGGCUGUUCGGGUGACCCCGGACAAAUUCGAUGUGGAGAACCCGAACGAGCACUGGUACUAUGCUGUGAGCGGGCAGCACAAUGUCAAGGCUGCGCUGGAGUUGAGAAACCACGAGAUUUGGGAGAAGUAUACCUUCUCCGACUGGCCCUUCAAGCCGUUGUACUUCACCGAGGAGGACUUCGACGGUUAUACGCAGAUAAGCGUGAACGAGAAUAGGAAGGACAAGUUAGCCCCUCCUCGGCCUCAGCGAUUGUCAAUGGCAGACAUUCGUCAGGAGUGGAAUAACUUGAAGCAUGCGGAGAAACGUCGGAUCCUGCGAGGGUUACUGGACUUGGACAUUGUCUGGGUGCAGACAGGAAGCAAAAAGUUGAUUGAGCAGGGGAAGGUUGGGAUGAAGGAUGCUUGUGAAAUGGUCAAGCAAGAUCGGAUGUUGCUCCGGCUGUGGCAUAUUGUGCAAUUACAGCACGAGGGCCGCGACAACGAUGAUUGGAAUGACUCCUUUUUCCGGACGAAGGAGCAAUUGAUGGCAGAGUACGCCUCCAAGGGACUGGAUGAGAAAUGGUGGGUGGGCUGCAGGAAAUGGGUCACUGAUCACUCGUACCUCAAGGAAUGCCCCCAGUGUCUCGGUUGUCCGAGUGAUAAGGACGUGGCGGCGAUGAUGAAGUUGGUCAAUCACGAGAAGUUUCCAACUGAGUGGAAGCGGUUUGUGCUGUCCGUGCUGAAAGGCGAACGUAGCAAGACAGAAGAGGGGCCGCAAGCACUGGGAGAAUGCACCAAUGUCAAAUGGAAGCACACCAGUCAAGUGACAACCCUCGCACCAUUUGCUUACGACGCCUUCACGRCUUUCUUGAGAAAGGAUGAGAURAGGAAAGUUGUGACGCAGCUGCGAUGCCACACUUGCAUCAUYGACUUCUGCGAUCCCGUUGACCGAGCACGUUGGAAUGAGGAGGCUUUCCGGUCAUUGGCGGCAUUCCUUGAAGCUGUGUGUCCUGAUUUYYGRACUCUGAUUGCUUUCGUUCCCAGGCAAUGGGACCUCUCCUUCAUGGGUCUUCUGCACAUUCUUCCUGUCACGAAUGGUUGUGCAGGAAAAUGGGUUCGGAGGAGUMAAGUUAAGAAGCACUACCAAAUCGGGAACAGUGUGUGGGCCGAGGAGGACAGGAUGUAUGUUCUUUUCCAUGGGGAUGAUCUGAAGCUUAACACCCCACCGACAUAUGAGGGGCGAUUGYCGGACGAUGACGCUGCAGCUCUUGGGAAAAGGCAGAAGUGCACACCCUCGGACAUUGCCGAAACACAGUUCAUGGCCACGACGUAUGCAUUGGCAGGCGUGCACCACCUAAAGGGGUUYGUCUAUAAGGAAAUGGAGCGCCACCCRGUUAUGCUAUUGGGUCARAUAGAGUUCUUCUGCCCARUCGAAAAUGGAGUUAUGUUCAUCGGCAAAGCACACGCCCAGGUUGUGUGGCAAGUCCUCAAGAGCGGGCGUCAUGUUGUGGCCAUCGAGGGAGACACAAAGCUCCUCAACUUUUUGAUGACAUAUGUUGCGCAUGAGGUGCAUACGGGUGUGGACAACUGUGAAUUCUACCAGGUGCAGAAAGAGGUCGACCAUGAUCCAGACAGGAAUAUGUGGUUCAAGCUAUCAGCUGAGAAAAGGGCGAGUGUAUACAAGUUUCUUUUCCUCGACACACGACCCAAACUAAGAUUCGAGGACGACCACAAGUGCCGACGAGAUGUCGUGAUCGGGGCAUUGGAUGGCUACCAUGGUGCUUCUAGGGAGGCUGCGGCCAACUUCGUGGAGAAACUUGAGGAACGCUAUUUCGACAAUGGCAAGAUGGAACUCACGUUAAAUUAUUACAAGGCUCAGUUCACCAAAGAGGACAAUUUCAACGCAAACGACGAGGAAGAAGUCAGCGAAGAUGUGUUCCAACCAGCAGUUAUUGAUAGCGAAUGGGUUAUGGCGUUCAAUGAUAAGGGCGAAUGGAAAUCAGAACCCCAUUCGUCAAAAAAGGUGUUUGAAGAGGCCGCCCUCCAAGCGGUUAUCGACCACGUCGCGGAGGUAAACUGUCGUCAACCAGAUGAGUUUGUCGUCAAAGUGUUCGGAGAGCAGACAUAUGAGAUUCUUCGGGAACACAACAUGUUGGAGUUGUGUCGUGACUUUUAUUACCUCGAAACAAGUCCAAGUUAUGAGGCUAACAUUGACUGGCAUAUUCCGCCUCCUGCCCCAACACGAGGAGAGGGAGCUGGACGGGGCGGACGUGGAGGAGAUGACGAAGGAGGGGACGGAGGAGGUGAGGACAGAACCCGCGCCGGCGGUCACGGUGGACAUGGUGGAGCAAGUGACAAUAGAGGGGGCGGCGCACAACGCGGAAAUAUUACGAGCGCGGGAGGGGUCACAAUCGCAGGCGGAAUGGGUGGCAUGGCUUCGGCAGAAGGUGCGAGCUCACAAACUGGCAGCACCGACGACACCCUUGCGCUGGGUACGGAAGACCAGGAAACUGCACCCUUUGACACGCAUUAUGGUGGUUCAGAGGGCGGGCAUGUCUCACUGACGGAUGCCGCGGAGAAACCUGCAGGCGGGUCAUACUUCCCCCAGAUGGGAUUCGAAGGGCACAAGGAGCGCGGGCUGCGUGAUGGCGGUUCUUUUGCCGGCGCCGGAUGUAUCUGCCGUCCAAGCCUCCGUGACAAUGCAGAGCGGAAGGAGGACUUUGUUGUCAGACACACUUCGCAGCAAACACGCAGCAUGGAUAACACCCUUGCCCUGAAUAUGGAAGACCAGCAGACUCCACCACCGGCGCAUCAACUCAGCAGCACCGACGACAUGCUUGCCCUGGGUAUGGAAGACCAGGAGGGUGCACCCUUCGACACACAUUAUGGUGGUCCUGAGGGCGGGCAUGUCUCGCUGACGAUUGCCUCGGAGAAACCUGCGGACGGGCAGAAGGGGCCCGGGGUGCGUGAUGGCGGUUCUUUUGCCGGCACCGGAUGUAUCCGCCGUCGAAGCCUGCGUGUCGGUGCAGAGCAAACUCCACCACCGACGGAGCAGCAGCCACGCAGCACGGAUAACACCCCUGCCCUGGGUGUGGAAGACCAGGAGACUCCACCUCGUGAUGCACAUUGUGGYGGUUCCCAGGGCGGGUAUGUCUCGCAGUUAUGUUCARGGUUGCCUGGCAUGCGGCCCUCRAAAAUCAUUACGGCUAUAGUCGUGUCGGACCAGUGCAAYGAGGAYGAAGACGUCACCAUGCUGGAAGGGGAUGAGGUUGYAGUCYGUCRUCCGAUCGAAGAUGAUCUUGUCAAGACACUUUUCCGCGAAUUCGAUUCCCCCGUUGUCAUCUCUCCCUCUUCACAAUUAUUGACUCCUCAAGAUGAAGUUCUAACCAUCCGUGGGAGUGGCGGGACAGCUGGUCGUCCUGUAGAGUUCUGCCCCGGUGCUCCGGAAAAAGUUGUUUGCCUCGUCGACGCAGACAUUAAGGACCUGUCCCGGUUUCCAUCCCGGUUAGAUGGCAUUAUGGCAUCGGUUUAGAUUGAAGAGUUCGUGCUGGGUCUAAGCACGACAUGUCUAGGAAAAGACUUGCCACAAUCGAAAGGUUUAGACG
Chara braunii is the source of this 5005-nucleotide messenger RNA. The record is from the annotation of a GenBank genome assembly. NCBI's taxonomy places the organism in Eukaryota, Viridiplantae, Streptophyta, Charophyceae, Charales, Characeae.